This is a messenger RNA of Saitoella complicata NRRL Y-17804, 636 nucleotides long. Its product is annotated as LexA/Signal peptidase. Gene Ontology annotation, molecular function: serine-type endopeptidase activity. Gene Ontology annotation, biological process: mitochondrial respiratory chain complex assembly. Lineage: Eukaryota; Fungi; Ascomycota; Saitoellomycetes; Saitoellales; Saitoellaceae. Gene Ontology annotation, cellular component: mitochondrial inner membrane peptidase complex; membrane. The record is from RefSeq and is a predicted model, not a curated record. Bases 79 to 630 code for a protein of 183 amino acids. The transcript is spliced from 2 exons.
CUAGAGAUACGGCUACCCGCGUUUAAAAGCAAGGUUUGCGAAUCUUCUUGCUCAAUCAGUACCGCCCAAAAUACAGCCAUGUCCAAGCAGAUAUUUCGCCAGACCCUCCUCCUCGCAUCCUGGGUCCCCGUCGCCUUUUUCGUCCAAGAUCACGUCUGCUGGGUAUGUCCAAUUGACGGCAUUUCCAUGCGCCCAACAUUCAACCCAGAUACAAACCUGCUAUGGAGAGAUUGGGUGAUCCUCGAUAAGCUUGGCUUUAGGGGGCUGAAAGCUUGGCCGGCGGGGAAGCCGGAGAGUUUGUUUAAAGUUGGGGAUGUGGUUGUUCUGCGAUCACCUCUUGACCCAGAAAAGAUCUUGACAAAGCGGAUUGUCGGUCUAGGUGGUGACACCGUGAGCACGCGGAAACCAUACCCAAGUGGAUACGUCAAGAUCCCACCUGGACACGCAUGGUUAGAAGGAGACGAGCAGUUUCAUUCAACAGAUAGUAACACCUAUGGGCCGGUGUCCUUGACACUCAUUGAGGCGAAGGUUAAAGGCAUAAUCUGGCCACGGUGGUCGGGCAUACCGGGAGGAGGUAGAGAAGCUAGGGUACAUCCUAGCUUAGCUAAUAUGAAUCAGAUCAGAACGUAAUCCUAG